Messenger RNA from Brassica rapa (field mustard), 5861 nucleotides. RefSeq names its product zinc finger protein SHOOT GRAVITROPISM 5. The record is from RefSeq and is a predicted model, not a curated record. Gene Ontology annotation, cellular component: nucleus. Gene Ontology annotation, molecular function: DNA-binding transcription factor activity. NCBI's taxonomy places the organism in Eukaryota, Viridiplantae, Streptophyta, Magnoliopsida, Brassicales, Brassicaceae.
AAGAAUGUCUAUUGAUCAAAUAAUCAAAAAAAUGUCCAUACAUCAACAAAAACUCUUGCUAUCCUAAUUUCUAAAUUACAAUCCCAACUCUACAAUAUUUUUUAAGCAAAAAUGAUAACUUUUCCAAAAUAGCCAUUUUUUAAAAAAAUUUUUUAAAAAGAAUGCCUAUUGAUAAGAUAAUCUAAAAGAAUAUCCAUAAAUCAACAAAAACUCUUGUUAUCCUAAUUUCUAAAUUACAAUCUCAAAUCUAUAAUAUUUUUUAGAAAAAAAUGAUAAUUUUUACAAAAUAGCAGUUUUAAAAAAAAAAAUUUAAAAAGAAUGUCUAUUGAUCAAAUAAUCUAAAAGAAUGUCCAUAAUCAACAAAAACCCUUGUUCCUAAUUUCUAAAUCACAAUCUUAAAUCUACAAUAUUUUUUAUGCAAAAUGAUAAUGUUUAGUGCAAACCGUUUAAGAGAUAGUUUCUUAUAUUCCGAUACUUAAGAACCUCCUAUUAAUCAUGCAUCCGAGAUUUCUUAUUUACAAAUUGAACAGGCUCAUAUACGUACCAUUUUAUCACAUGAAGGCCCAAACAUUCAUUCCAUCAUAACCUUAAUUCGAAAAUACGUUCGGUGGAUUGACAUAUGGCCCAAAACUCUUUCCCUCUAAUAAAUAAUCACAUGUUUUUUUCUGCAACAAGUCACAUGUUAACAAAGCUUUUUGCUCAUUGGAAAUUUAUUUAACCUAAUUAAAUUUUGUUUUAAAUAUUAUGUAACCAAUUUAAUAUAUACAUAAAUUCGUUUAUAUUGUAGAUCUUGUAUUUUGUGGCCGCUCUUUUUCUCAAAAAUAGUUUCUUAAAAACGUGAGGAUGAAGCCAUGAGACCAAAAUAUCCGAAUAAAAUGACUAAUGAUGAUUUGGGAAUGUUCUUUUUCCAUAUAAAUAAAAUAAUUAUAUGUAUACAUAAAUGAAUAUAAGAAGAAAAGAUAAAGAGAAUCAAAGAGAGGAGUUGGGGGAGAUGAUGGCAUUUCUUUGCUUUGUAAAUUUGGAGCAUGUGACUUGAUCUCUCUUUCCAACUCAAAUUUCAUAUUCAUAUUCAGUAUUCUCAUCUUCUUUUCAGUUUAUUAUAUGGUUAUUCAAUUAGUUUUAUAUUAUAAACUCAGUAUCUAUAUGCUAAGGUUCUAAGCUUAUAUACGUCAAUAUCCGAAAGCCAAUUCAAAGAGGGAGACUGUCUUUUAGCAUAUGUAACGGGAGCAUUCAGAUUAACAUUGUCCCAAUAUGAAAAAUGGAUGAUUUUCGAACAACAGACGUUUUAACUUUUAACACAUCAUAUGUAUCUUCUAGUAGGAAAUUUGAACAUAUAAGGAGACAGUCCUGGAAAGAGUUAUAACUUUUUUUUUUUAAUUCUAUGUAAAUUUCAACUUUUAAUCUUCUAUAUAAAUUUUUACUUUUGGAUCAAAUGUCACCCUAAUUUUCUUUCUACAUCUAUGCAGGCCUUAUAAAAGUAUUGAAAUACUUACGUAAAGUAUUUUAUUUGCUAUAAUAUAAUUUUUCCUAGAUUAAUAAAAUUUAGUCACCAAAACCGAUCUCAAAUAAAUACGUCUAUAAUAACACGUAUUGUAUAUUGUUUUUUCAGAACUCUCAUUUGUAAAAACAAUUUUUUUAAUGAAAUACUCUAUAGUCUAAGUUAAAAGAUGUUAAUUAGAAAUUCAAUCUAAAACCGCUUUAAACAAUUGUCUGGGAAUAUGUUAAAAUCCCUUCAUCUGUAAUAUGUCAAAUUAGUUUUUUUUGUCAAAAUAAUAUGUAUCAUCAUAGAUCAUAAUACGAUAAAAUUUUACAUCUUUUAAAUGAGUUUUAGCACUAAAAUUCAUAUAUAAUUUCAUACUGUUUCGUUGUAAAAUAAAUUUCCCCCUCAUUUUUAGAUCUGUUAAUAAAACCUACCUCUUAAGGAAAUGACUAAAAGAAGAAAGGCAAAAGCCUAAAAGGAAACGACAAUGGAGGGUGGAGAAAAAGGUCACGUGAGUAAGACGUAAUGUCACGUGCAAGUUCGAAUAAUUUAUUUUAAAAUUAUUUUCUUUGAGAUCCAGUAGAGUUUAUAUUGAUAGUAUAUACUAAUAAAUUAAUUUACUUUCAUAUUUGUUCUUGGCUUCAAUUAUUAUGCUAUGCAUGUAUUUAGAUUUAUCGAGCGACUGUCUUUUACUAUAUACUACUCCAUUUUUAAAGAAAAACUCUUUCUAUUCUUCCCUUAACUGUAUGGGCAGAGUACAUCCAAUAUAUAAGCCGAAUAAAAAAUAAUAGUUUUGUCUAAAUAAUUGAAAGUUAUAGAGUUUGGUUUUUGAUUCAAUUAUACAAUUAUCCUUGUAUUAUUCACAAGAACCAUAUACCUUUUCCCUCUCCUUUGUUUCCAAGUGUAAUUUGAAAAGAAUCUUAACAUGUAGUCAUUUCGUUGUGGACCAACCUUUGAAAAGUGAUGACAUAUCAUUUCAAUAUAGUUAACAAUGCCAAAAUUUCUAAAAUUGUUUAGAUCUUAUUGGGCUGCUUUAACCAGGGCCGUGCGACAAAUUUUGGGGGCUCAAGGCAAAUUUUAAAAAUAUUUUUUUUGUAAUACGUAUUAGAAAAUAUAAAUUUUAAUUGUGAUAGAAACCAUUUUAAAUUUGUAAUAUAAAAGUAAAGGUUAAAAUUAUAAGUAGAAAACUGCUAUUUUUAGAGAAAAUUAAAGUAAUAAUUUGGUAUUUUAGAAAGAGAAAACAAUCAUUUAAAUACAAAUGAUAAAAUAAUAAAAAUAAAAGUGAUACUAACAAAAUAUUGAAUAAAAAUAAUGGUAGAUAAAAUAUACAACAUUUUGUCGUUUAAAAAAUGAUGAUAGAUAAAAAAUAUGUAUGUUAAAACAUAUCAUUUAUUUUUUCUAUGAACUCUUUCAUCAAACUAUCAUACUGUAUAAAUAAAAAUACAAACAACUAAUUUUUGGUAAGGAAAAAAUUGGAUUAUAGUAAAUAACAAAGGAAAAAUGAAAAUCAUAACUGUGAGUUAGAUCCUGUCAGUUCUUCAAUUAAUUUUUUUGCAUUUUUAACACAUAUUGAAAUUGAUUAGAAUAAAAUAAUUCAUCAAAAACAAAAGUCAAAUUUCAGAAUCAGGUAAAAAUCUACCUAAAUCUAUAUAUUUAGCUCUAUAGAAUAAUUUUAUGAAAUUAGAAACCCUAAAAAUUACACAUUUCUCGGGGGCCUAAGGCAGAAGCCUUUUUCAAACAAUAGUAAGUACGCCUCUGGCUUUAACAACGAUGGAACGCAAAGAUGUAUAAGUGAUGUAUAAUCACACUAUUUAAAGGACUUGAGAGUGACAGUCAAAAAACUAAUCAGGCUAUAUGUUAUAAAUAUGUUAAUUAACCUUUUUUAAAAACUAAUUAUGUUAACCUAGUUAUUUAGUUGUUUCAUCUAUAAAGUGAGCGCCAUAUAUAUCAAUAUAAAAUAUUUCCCAUUAUUUGCAAAUAAAAAUUAAGAAAGACUACUGAUAUAUAUAUAUAACCUGCACUAUAUUUGGUAAUCCUACAUUUGAUACAAAUUUGUAUAGGAAUGGAUAGCCGCUUAGUUACUGAGUCUACCAUUAAUGGAAAUAUAAAUUCCAUAUAAAAUUAUAGUAUGCUAAUGAAAACAAUAUAUUUAUUUAAAUUGUUUCUUUCAUACGUCAGGUAAAUCGUGACAACAACGAUAUAUUUACAAUGUUUUUACAAUGAUUAAAAAUAAUUAAUGAAGGUUCAAGGAAUCAGACAAAUUCAUCAAACAGACAAGAUAUGGGUCCAAGCCAAAAAUCAUUAUAUGCAACAUACUCUAAGAAACAAAGUCUUAAAUAUAAAUACAAAAUAACAAAAAUAAAAAUCCAAAUGUAAAUCCUAAUUUACACAUCCCUCUCUCUAUCUCUCUCCAACAGUGUAUGUAGUGAUGGAACAGUGCAAUGAGCUUUAUAAGCAGAGGCAAUAUAGGCAUCAAUGCCCCCCUAACUUGCUCCAAACUCUCAAGUGUAUGAGAGAGAAAGGUUAAUGAUUCGAAAUAGAUAAGAGUGAACUAGAGGGAGAAAGAGAGAGACCCAAGAAAAGCUUUCAUCAUAAUAUUUAACAUAAGCGAACUUUGAAGUGUCUAAGAAAAAGUUUUGAAAAGCUUUUGAUGCAGAAAGCUUAAGAGAACUUUUCUCCCCUAUCUCUUCCUCUCUCUUUAUUACUCCUUACUCUAACUUGUAAAAGCUGAACCUCCCACUAUCUUCAAAAUCUCUUCUUAUUCUUAUUUUUGUUUUUGUCUCUGGGUCUUGUUUCAUCAAAUCAAUCUCUACAAUCCAAAUACAAUAAAGUCAAAAAGAAAGAGAGAAAGAAAAGAAGCGACUGAUGAAAACAGAUCAAGGAGCAGUGGUGAUGUUGGAUGAUGCUGCUUCCAAGAAGAACACUGCUAACACACGUUGUGUGGUUUUUUCUUCUUCUGAUCCUUUACUCUCUUCUUCAGAAAAUGGGGUCACCACCACAAAGACAUCCAUUCAAAAGAGGAAAAGAAGACCUGCAGGAACACCAGAUCCAGAUGCAGAAGUUGUGUCACUAUCACCAAGAACUCUUCUUGAAUCAGAUAGAUACAUAUGUGAGAUCUGUAACCAAGGGUUUCAAAGAGAUCAAAAUCUCCAGAUGCAUCGAAGACGUCACAAGGUUCCAUGGAAGCUUCUGAAGAGAGACAACAACAUAGAGGUGAAGAAACGAGUCUAUGUUUGCCCUGAACCCAGUUGUCUUCACCAUGAUCCUUGUCAUGCUCUUGGAGAUCUUGUCGGAAUAAAAAAACAUUUCAGACGAAAACACAGCAACCAUAAGCAAUGGGUUUGUGAGAAAUGCUCUAAAGGUUAUGCUGUUCAAUCAGAUUACAAAGCUCAUCUCAAAACUUGUGGCACUAGAGGCCAUUCUUGUGACUGUGGUCGUGUCUUCUCCAGGGUGGAGAGUUUUAUUGAACAUCAAGAUAACUGUUCCGUACGGAAUGUUCACCAUGAACCGCCGCCACCGCCACAAACCGCCGUCAUUGUCACCGCCUGCUCCUCUAGAACCGCCUCAACUGCAAGCACUCCAUCUAGCGAAACGAAUUACGGUGGUGCGGUUACAGUUGCGACUCCUCUACCUCUAGAAGGACGUCCAAUUCAUAUCAGAAGCUCAUCUUUAACGCCUUUACUUCUCACCAAUUCAUCAAAUCUCAACCUUGAACUUCAGCUUCUUCCAUCGACGCCAAAUCUAAACCCUAAUCAAGAAAACCAACAACACAAAGUUAAAGAACCAUCUCUUCAUCAUCAUCAUCAUCAUCAUAAUCAUGAUACCACAAACUUAAACCUCUCCAUUGCUCCAUCAUCAUCAUCCUAUCAUCAUUACAACAACUUUGAUCGCAUAAAAGAACUAAUGGCGAGUGAAGAGAUCAUGAAGGAGAAAGCGUACGCGGAGGAAGCUAAAAGAGAAGCGAAGAGACAGCGAGAGAUAGCGGAAAAUGAGUUUGCGAAUGCGAAGAAGAUAAGGCAACAAGCACAAACUGAGCUUAAGAGAGCUAAGCUUUUAAAGGAACAAUCUAUGAAGAAGAUAAGCUCAACGCUUAUGCAAGUUACUUGUCAAACUUGUAAAGGACAGUUUCAAGCGACGGAAGAGACAUCUCUUGUGGUGAGUUACAUGUCGUCAGCGAAUACUGACGGAGAGGGAUCAUAGAGUUUGAUAAGGGUUUUAAUAUAUAGAAACUACGAAAAAUUAAACAUUAUAUCUGAUAAUUUUGUUUAUUAAAUUACGUGGGUUUCCUAGUUUUCCUCUUUUAUUACUAUAUUUUAUGUGAUGGUUAAUCAUUGUAAUCGCUGAAAAAUAAAAUUCCAUGCUCAUAGAACCAUUUGCAGUA